Messenger RNA from Capsaspora owczarzaki ATCC 30864, 2756 nucleotides. RefSeq lists its product as hypothetical. Gene Ontology annotation, biological process: regulation of transcription by RNA polymerase II. The transcript has 2 exons. Gene Ontology annotation, molecular function: DNA-binding transcription factor activity, RNA polymerase II-specific; protein dimerization activity; RNA polymerase II cis-regulatory region sequence-specific DNA binding. Bases 176 to 2548 code for a protein of 790 amino acids. Lineage: Eukaryota; Filasterea; Ministeriida; Capsasporidae. The record is from RefSeq and is a predicted model, not a curated record.
GUUGUGAUUUUUUUCUUCUUUUCUCUACCCGAGUUCACAAUCCUGAAUAUAGCAGACUUUCUAAUCUUGGACAGCUCGCUCGUCACUUGUACCCCCUCCUGUUCUCAAGCAACAACUACAACAACUUCAACGAACAAAAAAAAAAGCCCUACCAAGUGAUCAUCUCCGUUUCCAUAUGACUGCCAUCGCCAAUAGAGACGACAUCCCGUCUGGCGGAGCCCUGGACGACCUGGGCGAUCUCGAUCACCUCCAUCGUGCAGACCACCUGCCGGACGACUUUCUAGACGCGGCUUUUGAAGAAUUCUCGGCCUAUUCAUCCUCCUUUUCAGUGUCGGCCGCACCGUCGGCCACAGCUUCGCCGUAUUGCUCGCCCGCCCCACCACCCCAGCCAAAACGUAACCUCGCUCUUUCACGGACGCACCAAUCACGGCCAUUAACCCAUUCUGCUUCUGCUGCUGCUGCUGCUACUGCAUCGGCCAAUGCGCAACGUCCUCCACCAAUAGGCGACCCUGCAACCCCAAAACAUGCCGCAAUCACCUCGUCAAGCACAACCAGUGAAGGCCAAACAGCAGACCACCACCACAAUUCCUCGCCGCACGGCGUCGCCAUGCUGGCCGCGCUGGACGAUGCUCUGAGCCAAGACGCUCACGCGUCCGAGCUAGCGUCCGCGGCGCUGGCGGCGGCCGAUGCAGGCGAUCAUGUGCUCUUGACUGCGGCGCAGCUGGACGCCUUCUCGCACCAUCCGGAAGACCACACCUUGCCUGUUGAUGACACGGCCUUGCGAAGCAUCAGUGCUGGCAUGGACGCGCUUGCCAACCUGCCCGACGAUCCUGCGGCCGCAGCAAUCCAAGCAUGGGAGUCGCACGCCGAUCUCUUUGAUCCUCAGCUUCUCGACUCGCACGACGACGCUCUCUGGGCGGGCCUGUUGCUCAACGACGACAUGUCCGACCACAUGCACCUCGGAUCGGUCGCGCAUCUCGAUGGCGCGAACGCCGAGGCAGCUGCCGCCGCUGCCGCCAUGGACCUGUCCGACGACCUCGCGUUCAUGCAGCACCACGACUCUGAAGCCCACCUGUCGGGUGCUCUGGCAGCCUUGGCCAACAGCGACCCAAGCAAUCAACAGCACCACCACCACCAGGCGUACUCGUCGCCCGCUCAGCCUUCGGGUCUCGUGCUGACCUUGAAGACCAAAAAGCAGCACUCCAAAUCCACCCCCAGCACCCCGGUCACCACCCCGACGCGAAAGUCCACCCGCCUCACCCGCAUCACAGCGCCGACGGCUUCGCCCAGCAAGGCCCAGCGAAAACGCGACGCCGCUGCUGCCGCCGCUCUUGCCCGAGCCAACACCCUCUCUGGCAGUGUCGGCGACGACGACAUGGACGAGGACGUCGAGGAGCUUGAGGGCUUUGAAGACACGGAGACUCGCCUGACCAAGGUUGAACCGGCGCUCGCCCAAGCCCAAGCCUUGCGCGCACAACAGCAAUCGUUCGGCUCGUACUCUGCCGCCGGCACGCCACUGGCCUCGCCUAGUAUGGCGCAUCGCGGCGGCGCAGCGACGGCAGCGCAUCUCGGCGUGCCACUUGCUCCUCAGUUUGGCUCCUCGUUCGGGACGCCCCAGCGACCCAGCAGGCCCGCUCACGACGAGGAUGACGAGGACGAGGAGAUUGACGUCGUUGGCGACGAGUCUGACGAUGACACGGCCGCGCAGCUCCCGCAACGGCGCCCUGCCGACUCUGCUGCGAACGGACGAGGACCGGUGCGAUCCAAUCUGGUCAUUCCGCAGCCUGCUUUUGCCUCGCCUGCUGCGCCCAUUUUUGCACAAGCCGCGUCUUCGUAUGCCGCUGCUGCAUCGACCGGGCUCACUCCGCGCAUUGGUACCAUGAACUUGUUAAACUUCCCGACCCGCACCCAGUCGGCACCGUCGUCGCCAUUGCAACGGCCGAGCGCUGUUGCCACCGCUGCUCGCAAACGCAAGAACGAACUCGUCACCCCUUCCCAGCUCGACAUGGUCUUGCUCUCACCCACCAAGCGCGCACGAAGCGUCGAAAACGUGGCAGCGGCCGCCGCCGCAGCUGCAGCAGCAGCCGCCACAACCGCAGCAGCCGCAGCCAUUGCUGCCGGCGGCAUGAGCACUCCCGGCACGCCCAACCCGCGCUCUGGCUUUAUGACUUCGGCGACCAUGUCGCCCAUGUCCACCGCGCCAUCGUCGCUCAACCCCAGCCCUUCCACGUCCCCAGUUCCCUUCAACGAGGACGACGGAGCCAUGGAAGGCGACGCUACAGACUCUGUAGCCAAGCGACGAUUCCACAAUGUUCUCGAGCGCAGGCGCCGAGACGACCUCAACAAGUCGUUCAUUAUGCUCCAAAAGAAAAUCCCAGAGCUGGUCGACACGUCUGCGGCCGCCAAGGUCCACAUUUUGCGCAAGGCUGCCGAGUACAUUCGGUCGCUGUGUGACCGCGAGGUCGAGCUCGAAGCCGCCAAGGCUCGUGCUCUCCGCGAGCAUGACGAGCUUGUUGCCCGCUUGCAAGCGCUCCGUGGUAGCCGAUGAAACCAGCAGGAUGCCACUCUUUGUUUCGUUUGAAGCAUUCAUUUCGCGCCUCCGGUCGUCCACACCCACUACAUGUUGUGUUUGUUUUUGAACAAUGUUACUUUUAAGCUAUUUUUUUUUUCCUCUUGUCUUUUUUGUUUCUCCCCUCUCGCUUUGACUUCGCACAGUGUAAUUGCGGAUGUAUGAAAAGAGUACGAUUUCACAUUUA